Sinocyclocheilus rhinocerous is the source of this 3703-nucleotide messenger RNA. RefSeq names its product tropomodulin-1-like. The record is from RefSeq and is a predicted model, not a curated record. The transcript is spliced from 9 exons. NCBI's taxonomy places the organism in Eukaryota, Metazoa, Chordata, Actinopteri, Cypriniformes, Cyprinidae. Gene Ontology annotation, biological process: muscle contraction; actin filament organization; pointed-end actin filament capping. Gene Ontology annotation, cellular component: cytoskeleton; myofibril; striated muscle thin filament. Gene Ontology annotation, molecular function: tropomyosin binding.
GCUAGACUUGUUGAAAGAAGGCUGGAGCAGUAACUGCUUUUAAUAUUUGGACUUUUCUCCGCCGUGUCAAGCGCUGUUCUUCUAUGAACCUUGGACUUGAGAAUUCAUUGCUUGAGGCAGCAGCGCAUUUGUGUGAAUUAGCGGCUCUGAAAAGAAACCAUAUCUGGUCAAAGUAUUCAGCUGUCACAUGCGCUAUAUAUAGUGUGGGAUAAGCGCUGUCUGAAGUGCUGUGGUUGGGCGGCUCGACUGUUCCUGUCUUUUUUCCUUCUAUUUUAUCUUGUUCACCAUGUUCCGUAAAGAGAUGGACAAGUACCGGGAUGUGGAUGAGGAUGAGCUCUUGCAGAAGCUCAGUGAAGAAGAGCUCAGGAGACUUGAAGAUGAACUUGAAGAGCUUGAUCCUGAUAACGCACUGUUGCCGGCAGGAUUCAGACAGAGGGAUCAGACUAAGAAAGCUCCGACCGGAACGUUCCAGAGAGAUGACCUUCUAUCUCACCUGGAGAAACAGGCCAAAGAACAUCCAGAUCGAGAUGAUCUUGUUCCCUACACUGGUGAGAAAAGAGGAAAAAUGUGGAUGCCUAAGACCAAAGUUGUUGACCCUAUCCUGGAAGAUGUCACUCUGGAGCCUGAACUAGAGGAGGCGCUAUCUAGUGCUACUGAUGCAGAAUUGUGCGAUAUAGCAGCCAUUUUGGGCAUGCACACACUGAUGAGUAAUCAGCAGUAUUACGAAGCAUUGGCCAGCAGUACUAUCGUCAACAAACAGGGCUUGAACAGUGUAAUCCAGUGUACUCGGUAUAAGCCUGUGCCAGACGAACAGCCCAAUGACACAGAUGUAGAGGAAACACUACAGAGAAUCAAGAGAAAUGAUCCAGACCUUGUUGAGGUCAACCUUUUCAUUAUUUUUAAUGCAAGAAAGUAGUGUUUAAUUUAUGCAGACUUUUAUAAAAAAAAAUAUAUUUUGGGGUGAAUACAUUCUAAUACUUAUUUCGCACUAGCAGACAUACUGAAAGUGAACACCACUCUAAAGAGUCUAAACGUUGAGUCAAACUUCAUUACUGGAGCUGGAAUUCUGGCACUCGUGGAAUCCUUAAAGAGCAACACUACACUGCAGGAGCUAAAGAUUGACAACCAGAGCCAGCCUUUGGGUAAUAAGGUUGAGAUGGAGAUAGCUAACAUUUUGGAGAAGAACACUACUCUGCUGAAGUUCGGAUACCACUUCACCCAGCAGGGCCCACGCUUGCGUGGAUCUAAUGCCAUGAUGAACAACAAUGACCUGGUAAGAAAGAGAAGGCUUGAAGGAGGACCCAUCUUUCCUAAAUGUCGGACAAACGUGUAGCAGCCUCGGGAACCCUCUAUGGCCUGGGACCUGCAUCACACCCCAUCUCAUCCCAAAUCCUCCCUUCAUUUCUGUCCCUUUCACAGAUAAAUCACAGGAUCAUCUAAAAGAAAACAUUCAAUUCAGAAUGCUUUUUUUAAAGCCCCAGAUCUGGAAACCCAAAGGUACCACCCUCUGUUUACCAGACACAUAGUUACUCAUGGUGAGUGUUUUAAAAAUGUGUAAACUACCUGCCAUAACAUUAGCAGGGGAAAAUCACCUACUUGUGUUGAUGGAAGCAGUAAAGAUGAAAAUGACACUCUCACAAUGUUGACCUAAUAUUCUUGCUGUAAACAGUUUGACCUUAAAACCAGCCAUUUCACUGUGUUUGGAUGCACACCAAGAGCAUCAAACUUCAAACUUGACUGAUUGUAGGUGUGGUUUUGUCUUCUCCUGGCCAGUUUGAGUCUCACUGUAGUAGUAGUUCUCGCACACAUCGCAUAGAAGCAUGUUCUUACUGUGUGCUUUUUGGGAUAUACUGUCAUUUUGACCUGCUCGUCUCUCUUGAAAUGUUUAACAACAGGUAAAUUUGUAGCUAUGCAGAUUCAUUGCUGGCAAGUCGCUGUACUGUGGUUUCUAGUACUUUGCUAUGCGGCAAACACCAAUGAAAGUGCAUUGUUGGUGCAUAUUUGCAUAAACUCGCAUCACCAAGUCGUCAACAGCUCAUGUCGCAGAAAUCACCAACUCGCAUUUAAAAAUAAAUAUGAAUUUCCAGUCGCUGCAAAUCACUGUCAGUGUGAACAUAUCUUUAUUGGUCACCUGAUAACAGUACAAAAUCUAAGCUCUAUGUCAUUUGCACUGCUCCAGUAUAUUUAUGAAAGUAUUUAUGUAGUUUAUAUCCUUGGUUUGAUGAGGGGAAAACCUCUUUGUCAUGUUUAGGACAAGCUGUGUUUCAAUUUCCACAAUUAGCAAUAAUAUCUCUCUUAUUAUACUAACGGUCUCUCUAUGUUAUCCACUUAUCAUAAAAUGAAUAUGACUUAUGUGUAUACAGUGUUCUUCCUCAUUUAAUGCUUUUUUAUGUUUGAGUGAGGCUCAAAACACAAUUGAAAACCUAUCAUAAAACUAUAUGUAUUAUUGCCUAUGACUGCUCUCAUUAAGUAACGUCCAGGUUAAAUCCCUAAACAAAGAUAUUAUAUUUUGCAUGAAGAAAAUUAUUUUAGGAUCGAACUACCAUACAAGAUUUUUUGCAUUGUGACAUUACUUUCAUGGCAUUUAAGCAUGAUUUCCCCUGAAUUCUCAUUACAUUAGUACAUUAAAUAAUUUAAUUCAGUAUAACAAAAAAUACAAAGGGCUUGAUUCUUACUUUUUCCCCAAAUAACACUAGUGCUCUUAAGUUGAACAAUUUAGGAGCAUGUUAAAACUCUAAGGGCACAUUGAAAAUGUAUCAUAAAGAGCCACAAAGACAUUUACAAGCAAAAAGAUUUAAUUUAUUAAAACACAAAGUACACUAGGUUUUUAAAUAUUUCAGCUUCAAACUGUAUUAGUAAUUAUAUACUGUUAUAAACAGAUUAUUGUGCUGAUACUAGUAAAAUCGGUGUUAAAUAAUGUUUGCAAUCUUUCUUUCCUGAGAGGAGGCAGCCCAGACAGAACAGACUUUGCAGCGUUCAUAUUUACAUAAUGAAAUAAUAACCUUUUAAAGCUUAACAAUCACAAUAGGCUGUAUCAUGAUUUCUUUUUUCUGUCCCCAAGACCUUUUAAGAUAAGAUGUUUGUUAUACAAUUUAAGAUAUUUAAGACUUUUUAAAUACUUGCAGCAACUUUUUUUAUUUGCACGUGCUCCUAAAUACAUUUUACAGUUUGCACACAUCUAUUUUUAGUUGCAGAAGCGAGUGAAAUGUUCACAAUGUUGAGCUCUUGUACAGGAAUUUUUACUUAAAAUUGCACUGAACGAUUUGUCAUACAUCUUGAUUUUGAGGGGAAAUAUGACCUGGUCAUUUAUUGGCAGUUUUUGUGAGACUAGGCAUCAUUUGCAAUCUGUCAUGUGCAGUGAUUUAGCAGGUGUGUGUGUGUGUUUCUCAGAUAUUUGUUGUCCGUGAUCAGGCCUUACUCCCUUCACACUCUCCCAGCACAGUAAAAGUCAGUGUGUUUUAUGGAUGUAAACAUUAUCCUUCUGUUUAAAGGACAGAGCAUUUAUAGGACUUUUGGGGCCGUCGUCUUGUUCAAAACCAAAAAGGGACAAUUUUACUGUUGAUUGUCUUGUCCUGUGUUUGGACGCAGGCCCAUAAUCGUAGCCAUAGAGUGCCUGGGAAGGUGCACAUAUUUACAUUUUGUUAGUGCACCUUACUGUAUGUGGUUUACUGAGUUAAUAAAGACUGAAUAAGUUGUGUGGAAA